AUGCAGAACCAACAGGAAAUCGGCGGUGCCAAAGCUCUCCUCCUGUUGGGCACAAAAGACACACUCGACAACAAGACCCACGGUCCGCAACAUGGUCCUGCCCAAUCAGAUUUAAACGACGACUCUAAUACAUCCCAGUCACAGAAUGAGGAACACAAUUUAAACGAAAAUGAACUACAUGUGGUGCACGACGUGGACGACGAGCGCCAUCAUCUCGAUGCCCACGGUCUGAGUGUUGCUGACUCGAACGACGAUUUGUUGCAUGAGCAUCUCGAAAGUGAGUCGCAUGACCAUAAUCACGAACAUAACCACCAACACAAUCAUGAACAACACCAUAAUCAUCAUGAAAAUGGGCACAUUGGUCAUGUGCACCAUGACUCCGUAGAAGAUCAUGACCAGGAGCUUUUCGAUAAGGCUAGUCAGCAACUAAAUGAUGCAGUUGAGGCUGCAGUGAUGCGCUACGUUGGCGGCACUUUGGCUACCGAGGACGACCUGUUAGGUCAUGGCGAAGACGAUCCACAGAACGCAGGGCCGGACGGCUUGCCGAAAAGACAACGUGUUCAGGACGAUCUCAUGAAUGAGUACCAUUGGGAUAGAUUUCUUGAGCCAGAAGAGGUGGCAGCCUUUGAUAGGCCAACGCCACGGAAGAGGGCUCGUAAGAGCUUUAUGAGCGGUGGAGAGAUAGACCCUGAGCUAGCAGACCUCGAUGCAUCCGCAGAGCAUGAUCUGUUGGUACAUGCUGCCAUUGGUGAUCUCGCCAAGGAGCUCCAAUUACCCGACGGGCAAGGGAAGCUCCAUCACUCGAUGUUUCUGGACGCUCGAGAUGGCUCUGCGCUCGACGCUUCAGCGCGCAUGUCUUCAGCAAACGGCAUUGAAGGAACGCUACGUUCGCACAUGGGUUUGAACUCUGGAAAUGGCCCGGCCUCAAUCAGUCACUUGGCGCCGAAAAAUAGACAUAUUCUUAGCCAGAAAACCCGGCGUCCUCUCAAGGCAAUACCGGAUGGUUUACCUCUGGAAUUAGACUUGUCCAACGGAUUCAACUCUCAACUGAAGUAUACCACUCAAUCCAUAGAAGAACUCGUCAAGGAGGCUGCAAGCGAGGCGCAUUUGUGGCUUAGCACGCAAAGUAAUGUUGGUGCACGCGGGCCGCGCCUUUUUUCCCAAGAAGAAAUCAACAUUGUGGACAACUUUAUUCAGGCGUACUGUCGCCUCAACAAUCUCACCCGAGCACAAAUUUGUGAGCGUGUAUGGUCAGUAGACAAACCGAAAGACAAGUUUUGGGAAUAUCUUACAAAGGUAUUGCCUUAUCGCUCUCGUGCUUCUGUUUACAAACAUGUUCGCCGCCAAUAUCACGUAUUUAACGUAAGAGCGAAAUGGACUAAAGAGGAAGACGAUCAGCUCAGAAAAUACGCGGAGCAAACUACCACAAACUGGAAGCGGAUAGGUGAAGCUAUGAACAGAAUGCCAGAGGAUUGUCGCGAUAGAUGGCGUAAUUACCUAAAGUGUGGUGAAAAUAGAGCUAAGAACAAGUGGUCUGAGGAUGAAGAGAACACCCUUAAGCAAAUAAUCAUGGAGCUACAUUCAACGCUGGUGGGCAAGGAUAAACAAAAUUCCAUCAAUUGGACUUUGGUGAGUGAGAAAAUGAACGGUAUCCGAUCCCGUAUUCAGUGCCGGUACAAAUGGAACAAACUAGUACGGCGAGACCUGAUGUCUCGCAUUGCCAUGAUGGGAUCGUGUACAAAGAUCUGGCUUUUGAACCGUUUACUCGACUUGAAUGUGCACGAACAAGAUGCCAUCAAUUGGGAAUACCUUGCUCAAAGUUAUCAUGCCGAGCACAAAAAUGACAAAACCAAGUAUGCCUGGUCUUCGAGUGACUUUCUGGUCGCAUUUGAGAAAUUGCGCAACUCGGUUCGUGACCACAAAAUCCUCCCUCUUCACAGCAUUAUCUCCAAGCUUUUGGGCAUCGUCUAUCUGACACCGGGUCCUGAAGAAGACCUCUCUGUAGAACCUGACCUUCGUCCAAAGCAAGUGAGUCCGGACCAGCAUCGUCUAAAAAAGACAGUUGAGCCUAUUCGCCCCAAAGAGGUCAGCGCCGCGGAACGCGAAGCUGCCUCUGUUGCUAAUGCAGCCGUUGCAGCAGUCUCGAUGGGAGUCAACGGUCCAGACGCUCAACAUCAGGAGUAUAGUUUGUGGAGAUAG
Molecule: messenger RNA, 2199 nt
Organism: Australozyma saopauloensis
Lineage: Eukaryota; Fungi; Ascomycota; Pichiomycetes; Serinales; Metschnikowiaceae
Exons: 1
Coding region: 1-2199 (732 amino acids)
Biological process (GO): regulation of DNA-templated transcription
Cellular component (GO): nucleus
Molecular function (GO): DNA-binding transcription factor activity; transcription cis-regulatory region binding
Source: RefSeq, a predicted model, not a curated record